Oncorhynchus keta (chum salmon) is the source of this 1166-nucleotide messenger RNA. Its product is annotated as tRNA N6-adenosine threonylcarbamoyltransferase-like. Gene Ontology annotation, cellular component: cytoplasm; EKC/KEOPS complex. The record is from RefSeq and is a predicted model, not a curated record. Lineage: Eukaryota; Metazoa; Chordata; Actinopteri; Salmoniformes; Salmonidae. Bases 1 to 603 code for a protein of 200 amino acids. The transcript has 8 exons.
AUGAAGGUGAUUGCAUACUCUGAGCGGCGCUACAGGAUAUUUGGUGAGACCAUCGACAUUGCAGUGGGCAACUGCCUGGACAGGUUUGCCAGGGUGAUAAAGAUUUCCAAUGAUCCCAGCCCUGGGUACAACAUUGAGCAGAUGGCCAAGAAAGGUACACAGUAUGUGGAGCUUCCAUACACGGUGAAGGGGAUGGACGUGUCAUUCUCUGGGAUUCUAUCCUAUAUCGAGGAAGCAGCUGGGAAGAUGUUGAAAUGUAAUCAGUGUACAGCAGAAGACCUGUGCUUCUCCCUACAGGAGACCCUGUUUUCCAUGCUGGUGGAGAUCACAGAGAGGGCCAUGGCUCACUGCAGCUCCCAGGAAGUGCUCAUCGUUGGAGGCGUUGGCUGUAAUCUGCGUCUGCAGGAGAUGAUGGGAGUCAUGUGCAAGGAGAGGGGUGCAAAGCUCUUUGCUACAGAUGAGAGCUUUUGUAUCGAUAAUGGAGCAAUGAUUGCACAGGCUGGCUGGGAGAUGUUCCGAUCCGGUCAGACAACUGAGCUGUCAGACUCAUGGAUCACUCAAAGGUACAGAACAGAUGAAGUGGAGGUGACCUGGAGAGAUUGACAGCUCACUACCCAACAGGCUGCAACUUGCACCCACCUUCCCUUUACCUGGAUUGUAUGUGUUGUGUCAUGAUGGGAAAGAAUGUAGAAAUAUUCUAUGCCUCACUUCUAUCGUUCUGAACUCCUCAACACAACAGUUUUUAGCCACACUCAUUAGUAUUUUAGGCCUAGAUUAAAUCCGGACUGCAGAAAAUCUGCGCUAUAGUGCGAUUGAAAUGUAAAGGCAAUGUUACCGCAUUUGGAGAAAACACCUUUAUCUUUUGAUCUUUUUUGGCUUUCUCUAGCGCUGGAUUCAAUCUGUAUCGCAGAAGAUCCGCAUUAAAAUAAGUCAUUUCUGAUUGAGCCAAGAUAUGCAGCGUUUACCGUGAAUGAAGUCUCCGAACGCGGGAACUAUGCCUUUAAAUGUCAAUAUAAUGCAGCUCUUCCGCGAUACGGAUUUAAUCCAGCCCCUAGUCCACAAUAUAGCCGCGUUUAUACCUGGUGUUAACGUGUCCUUAUCUUGUCAACAUUCUGUGCAAAUAUAUUUUUUAACAAGUGUAUACGAUUAAAAUAAGUACCUCCGGA